CCCGUCCAUGUCGUGACCAAUCAACUCUUUUCGGCACUCACCAACACGACACUGCUCCCUCGCUUGUCGCAGGUAUUCCUGCACUCCAUGCUCCGGUUCAACGAUGCGACCUUCCUCACGUUCCUCGCUUCACGACAACAUGCCCAGCCUCCCCCGCUUAAGCUUGCACCAUUCGAGUGCCACAUCCGCGCACUGCCAGGCUACUGGCGUGAAUUCGGGUCCCGCAGCCGCGCAGAGGCGGCCCUGCUGCCGCAGUGGGCUGCGCUUCGCACCGAUGCAAGAAUGCGCCUCUCCUGGUCAUGUGAACAGCCGCGGCCCCGCAUCGGGGACCUCGAAGAUCUGAAGGCCGUGCCGUCGGCGGUGCACUGUGUCCCAGAUCGAUACUAUAGUAAACAUUUGCGCUGGACCUCGGACCGGGAGCCUCUCAAGGCGCUGGAUAUGGAGGACAGACGGUUACUUGGGAUAUGGUAG
Molecule: messenger RNA, 471 nt
Organism: Mycena indigotica
Lineage: Eukaryota; Fungi; Basidiomycota; Agaricomycetes; Agaricales; Mycenaceae
Exons: 1
Coding region: 88-471 (127 amino acids)
Source: RefSeq, a predicted model, not a curated record